Messenger RNA from Protopolystoma xenopodis, 873 nucleotides. The record is from the annotation of a GenBank genome assembly. Lineage: Eukaryota; Metazoa; Platyhelminthes; Monogenea; Polystomatidea; Polystomatidae.
GCUUGGCGCAACCUUUCUCCUAAUCUGCUUGCAUCAGGUCCCACUGGACUUACGACUGGUCUCAACUUACUUGGGCCAAAUGCUAAUGGACGUUGGGAUUCUCGUUACGCCGGUACAAACUCUGGCUGGAGUUCCACUUCACAAUUGUUGUGUCAUCUGAAUUUGAUGCUUGGAGGUCCCCUUGGCUCUAUCGCCCUAACUAGCCUUCAACGUCUUCCUGGCUGUAGGGGGCGACACUUGGUUGACCACGAAGGCCUCACAUGCAUAAUUUGUCUUCUUAUUGUCAGCUCAGCCCAUUCUACCUAUCGUAAAAAUAUCAUUCCAAUAUUAAAAAAAGUGCUUCGUAACCUUUCUUGCCAUCCGGCCACUCGGAAUUGGCUCAUCUGCACUCUUCUCUGGUUGUUAAAAAACAUUUCAAAUAAUGGCCUCGAUGGCCAAUCUAAAUCCAUCACCGAUGAUAGUCGCGGAACAGUUUUUCCUCAUCUACCUCAUACUGAUCGGCCUUUAAAUAACAACUCCAUCUUCCUUUCUGGUUUUGAAGCUGUGCUCGGUUUCUGGGUGCGAAUUUUUCAUCCUGUUUGUGUCUCUGACGAUAAUAAGUCCGACAAAACGAGUUCUCUUACCUACAUCAUUCAUCCUCGUGCCUCUCCAAUGGCAUCUUGGGUCCUCUUGGACACUUUGGGUGACCUAACACGUGCGUGCCCGGCAAAUUUCUAUCCUAUUUAUAUGCCAUAUGUCUCAAAAACUAUCAAUGAUUCUCAGGAUGAACCGAUGCCUAUGAUUUUCGAAGAGUCAGGAGCUCUUUGUUCCGAUUCCCCUGCAACUGACCGUAAGCACAACAGCAAUUGUUUAUGCAAAAUUGAACGAUUUUAG